Molecule: messenger RNA, 2260 nt
Organism: Cyprinodon tularosa
Lineage: Eukaryota; Metazoa; Chordata; Actinopteri; Cyprinodontiformes; Cyprinodontidae
Product: alanine aminotransferase 1-like
Exons: 12
Coding region: 105-1538 (477 amino acids)
Biological process (GO): biosynthetic process
Molecular function (GO): L-alanine:2-oxoglutarate transaminase activity; pyridoxal phosphate binding
Source: RefSeq, a predicted model, not a curated record
UGAACAGUAUGUCAGGAACUUUCACCAAGAACAUUGGAGCAGCUGCUAGAGAAAACACAUCAAAUCAAGAACAUAAGAACAUUCAUUGCUGCAAAUCAUAGAAGAUGACUUCCCUUCAAGAUGUGAAUCCCAGAGUGAGAGGGAUCCGGAUCUCAUCUCACAGUGCACUGCAGAAUCUGGUUGAGAACUUCACCAUCGGCCAGGGGGUGCAAAAAUCUUUCAAGGAGGUGAUUGAUGUUAGCUGUGGUGAUCCACAGAGAGCAGGGAUGAGACCCAUCUCAUUUGUUCGGCAGGUAAUUGCAGUGUGUUUGUGCCCUGAACUGCUGACAGAAGAAAUUUUUCCUCUGGACGUCAGGCUAAGAGCUCAAAAGUUACUUGAGGCCUGUGAUGGUCAAAGUGUGGGUUCCUAUACGGCCUCAUCUGGACUGCCUCACGUCAGACAAACCAUUGCUGAGUUCAUCAUGAAACGGGAUGGUGUUCCUGCAUACGCCGAGAACAUUUUCAUCUCCUCUGGACAUCAGAGAGCUCUGAUGGUAUUUAUAAAGCUGCUGUCCGGAGGGGAGGGGCAGCAUCAGACAGGUGUGUUGGUCCCUCAGCCCUGCCCACACACACUGCUCCCAGUGCUGGAUGAGGCCGGGGUGAUGGCAGUACCUUACCGGCUGAUAGAGGAGAAAAACUGGGCUGUUGACAAGAGUGAGUUGCACCAAGCUCUGACUACCUACAGAGGGCGCUGUGAGCUCAGAGCAAUUUACAUCAGCAACCCAGGAAUCCCAACAGGACAUUUGCAGGACAGGAAGUCAAUAGAAGAAGUGAUAGAGUUCGCUGCAGCCGAAAGACUUAUGCUGCUGGUUGAUGAGGUAUAUCAGGACAGCAUUUAUGCACCAAACAGAGAGUUUAUUUCAUAUAAGAAGGUUCUUUUUGAGAUGGAAAAGCAUCUGAGAGACUCUGUCGAGCUUGUGUCCUUCCACUCUUUAUCCUGUGCCUUUGUAGCAGAGUGUGGCCUCAGAGCAGGAUACAUGGAGGUGGUCAACAUUGACUCCGGGGUGAUGCAUUAUGUUGAUACCUUGCUCUGCACUGACAUUAAUGCCCCAGUCACAGGACAACUUGCCCUGGAUCUCAUGCUCAACCCACCCAAACUGGGUGACCCUUCAUAUAACACAUUUGCUCAGGAGACUCUCCUGACUCAAGCCACUCUGGCCCGAAAUGCUCAGCGGUCUCUGAAGCUGCUGAACGAUCUACCAGGAAUAAGCUGCCAGCCUGCGAUAGGAGGAAUCUACCUUUACCCACAUCUGGAUCUACCUCCUGAGUUCAGGAGGCAAGCCAAGAUGUUAGGACUGGAACCAGAUGUGUUUUACUGCCAGAUGUUGCUGCAGGAGGAGGGUUUGAUCAUAGGACCAGGCCAAUAUGAUGAAAGAACUGGCAGCCAUCAUCUAAGAUUAUGUGUUCUGGUUCCUCCUGACACCCUGGAUGAGGUUCUUUAUCGUCUCUCUACCUUCCAUCUUCGCUUCGCUGACAGAGAUGUUAACAUAUUUGAAUGAUAAAUAUAUUAGCUCUGUGCCGGACAUGUUUUAGAUGUUAGCUUUAUUGGGCAACAAACAUAAUUGCCUUGUAUUAGACAAAAGAGUGCUACAAUAGACAAAACAUAGAAUCAAAUAAGAAAAGCACUAUUCAAAUAAACUAGUGUGGUAAUUGGAAAUGACUUGAUAAAUGUGCUGGUUUAAACAAAUUAAUCUCAUUAACAAAUCAAACUGAAGUUCAAUGAAGUUUAAAAUCAAUCAGCUCAUAAUCCAUUACUUUUUAGGUUUAAUCCAAAUUUCUGAUAUGGCAAUAAUUGUGAAUAGUCUUAUAAAUGUCUCCUAAGUGUAACAAUAGUAACUGUCAUUAACACUGAAAAAAAAAUAGUCCAAUAUGUAAUUUUCUAUGUCCAAUAACUAUAACAUGUAUAUAAAAUUUAUUUGGGAAUGAUCAGGAAUUCUUUGAGUUAUUCCAUCACUGUCACUGCUGUCAGAUAAAUGAGGUAUUUUGGGUAGCUUGUGGUGAUCGAUCAUACCUGUCCAGCUCCUCCACGUUCCUGAUGACCAUGACUUUGCUAUGGAUCCACAUUCAUCGCAGCAAAGCAAUCCAAAUGCCUCAUGAGUUAUGUGUUUGCUAAGAGAAAUCAAAGCAAAACAUCUACUGAUGAAAAUGAUAAAUCAUCAAAUACAUUGUUGUUUUUUUUAAUUCAGGCCUUAACUCCUAAAAAUUUAAUAAAAACAAAAGG